AUGGAUGCGGCGGCGGCGGCGGCGGCGGCGGCUGGUGCCGUGAUGAAGCACCCGGACGAGGCGCUGGUGCUGGCUCAUUCGGCGACGAUGUAUAGCGGGGGGGAAAUGGCCAUGCCUGAGCAGGAAGCCUUGCAUGACGCCAUGGACGAGGAGGAGUAUCGGCCGGAGAUGCCCAUCCCGCGACCCUCUCACACUCACAGGCGCAAGGCUUCUGAUAGGUUGCGCAGUGGCGGUCCGCCCUCCACGGGGGCGUGGUCGGUGGCCGAGAAGUGGAACUUCUUUGUCGGAUUCGCCAAAUAUGGACAUUCUUGGGUUCAGGUGGCAGGUAUGCAUCUGACCUGACCGGAGGAAGUCGUGGGUCAGUCACUGUGUGGUGUGGUAUGCUCGUCUGGUUGUGUGUGGGUGUGUGUUGUGUGCAGCUGAAGUCGGUACUCGUACGCACAAGCAGUGCCGCUCGCAUUUCCAGAAGACCUUCCUCUACUCACUGCCCGAGACCGAGCGCCAGGAGGUGGGCAGGGAGGGCGACACGACACACACGGGAGGGCGGGGAGAGGGAGAGAGGCGCUUUGCAAUGGAAUCCAUCAACCAGUCGUGUGUGUGUGGUCUGUGUGUGGUGGGGCGUGUAUGCAGCGCGCCCAGCAGUUCAUCCAGCAGGAGUUGGAGCGGAACCGCGGCCAGCCCCCCCUUGAGCUGACCGACCUGUCGGCCCCUGCUGCGUCCAACCCCCUGCUCAAGACGAGCGGCGACCCCAGUGGCGGCCGCCACCGUGCUGACAGCGACAAGCCCGACUUCCGCCCCAUCCGCCGCACAUCGUCCAGCACCAACAGAGGGACGGCAGCUGAUGGCGAUGACGAGCUCAUGGAGGAUGCGAAGGGUCCCAGCAGCGAUGACUCUGAGGCCGCGAAGCCGGAGAGGCGAGCAGCUGUGCGUGGGAGGGGGAGGGGUGGUGGUGUGAGGGGAGGGAGGGGUGGGAAAGGGCUUGCGGCUGGUCGCGGUGGGGCGAGGAAAGGUGGCAAGAAGGGGCGAGGGAAAGGCAAGAGACGUGGGGGAAGGAAGAAGACGGGGACUUCGUUGCAUGACUUGUCUUCUUGUUGA
Messenger RNA from Vitrella brassicaformis, 1095 nucleotides. The record is from the annotation of a GenBank genome assembly. NCBI's taxonomy places the organism in Eukaryota, Vitrellaceae.